CACAACACGCACAGAAAACAUAUAAACUAUUUUUUCAUGCUGUUUGGGUGAGUGAAUAUGGUUUCGAACUAUUGAACCUCGAACUGAUCAAUGAUCAACCCCUUUGCUGUUGUCCAAAUCGUACAAGACCCACGUCGAAGACUCCAAAAUCUCACUCUUUCUCUCUUCUUUUCCUUGUCGUUAACAAAACCAAACAGAGUCACCCAAAAUUACCAAUCAUCGUGUUGUUGCACGAUUGAUUAUUCUUCGUGAUUGCCGUGGUCUUUCUCGUCAAGAACCACGGCAAAAUAGUUCAAGAUUUGUAGCGUAUUGGUGGCAUGCACCAUGUGGGUACGUGAACAAGAAAGCUGCUUGAUUAAUUAAUUGUGUUCCUUUUGUUUGUUUUUCUCUGUGGGCGUGUCAGUGUCGGAGGAAGAACAAGAAGAAUAGCAAGAAGAAGAAGAAGAAGAAGAAGAUGAUGACAAGCGAGAGAGAAGUAGCGAAGGUGCAGAGAGAGAAGCUAGCGGCAUGCAUGACUUGUCCUCUAUGCAAUAGGCUUUUCAUUGACGCCACCACCAUAUCUGAGUGCCUCCACACCUUUUGCAGGGGAUGCAUAUAUGAGAAGUUAACAGAUGAGGAAGUGAACUCCUGUCCAGUGUGCAAUAUAGAUUUAGGUUGCUCUCCACUAGAGAAACUAAGGGUGGACCACAAUGUGCAAGAUUUAAGGGCUAAACUCUUCCCUUUAAAAAUAAAAAAGGCUGUGGCACCUGAAGCUCUGCCCUUAGUUCCAUUGCUAGGCAAAAGGAAAGAGAGAUCUCUGUCUUCAUUGGGGGUCAGUACACCAAGUGUAUCAGCCCAGUCUGGUCUGAUUGGAAGAAGACUGAAAAGUGCUGCAAGAAAGCGUCAUUCUCUACAAGAAUCCACUCAUUCUGUUGACAGGCCUGUUAACGAAGUGGAAGAUGAUAAGACAAUGGAGGAUUCCCCUGUAAAUUUAAGCUCACUAGAGACUCUAUGUGAAAUUCCACAAAAUGGAAAGCAGAAUUCUUCUAAUGUUGAGUCUAAGCAACACAUGUCUAAUAAAGAUACAGAGGACCAUGCGAAACCAUGUGAAGGGAAAACUGACAUGUGGAAACCCUUGAAUGACCUGGUGGAAGCUGCAAGCAAAACAAGGCCUAGUAAGUUGACCAGGCAUGGGCCCAUGGACAAGCCAGUGCUGUCUAAUGGCCAUGACAAUGAAGCGCAUGUACCUAAAACCAAAAUUAAGGCACAUGGUAAUAAAUUAAAAGGCCAAGGAGAUGAAAAUGGCUCGACUCCUACACCGUCAGGUUCAAGGAAUCCUAGAAAGGUGCAAGGUGUUCGACAAAGAAGAGCUGUCUCUAAGGGAAUGAAGUUGCCAGCACAAGCCAUGGUUAAAGCAAAUAGUAAACGUGACAGAAGAUUUAGUCCAAUUUGGUUCUCAUUAGUCACUUCUAAUGAUCAGGGACAAGAUGCACCGUUGCCACAGAUAUCCUCUUGCUACUUGAGGGUUAAGGAUGGUAGUUUACCCGUUUCAUUUAUCAAAAAGUAUCUUGUGCAAAAACUGCAUCUUGCUAGUGAGGCUGAGGUGGAGAUCUUGCUGCGGGGUCAGCCUGUGAUUUCUACACUGCAACUUCACAACUUGGUAGAUUUAUGGUUGCAGGCAGCACCAUCAUCAGAAGGAAUAAAUACGUCUGUGGGCAGCUCUGCGAAGAAUUUUGUGAUGGUUCUGUCUUAUUGUCGAAAGGCUCAGCUAAAAUGAACAUGUUUCAAUGAUGCUUAGAGUCAGCUGUAUCCCAACAAUUAUCUCAGCCAAGGCAAUCUGAGGCAGCACAAAUCUUCCCAGCAUGCAUUUGCAUGGAAAAUCUUAAAUUCCCCUAUGUUUUAUUGCGUUCAGGCAUGCAUAUACAUGCUAUGUGGAUAUAUAUGCGCUUUCACUAUAGGAGUUUUUCUUGCUUUAUAAAACUUGCUCAUACUUAAAUGAAGUAAUAUAAGAUGUGAUGCUAGCUUAAAUUAUGGAUACAAAUUAAAGGACA
Quercus lobata is the source of this 2030-nucleotide messenger RNA. Its product is annotated as E3 ubiquitin protein ligase DRIP2-like. The transcript is spliced from 7 exons. Lineage: Eukaryota; Viridiplantae; Streptophyta; Magnoliopsida; Fagales; Fagaceae. The coding region runs from base 455 to 1756 and encodes 433 amino acids. The record is from RefSeq and is a predicted model, not a curated record. Gene Ontology annotation, molecular function: ubiquitin-protein transferase activity.